Messenger RNA from Clupea harengus (Atlantic herring), 1564 nucleotides. Its product is annotated as membrane-spanning 4-domains subfamily A member 4A-like. Gene Ontology annotation, cellular component: membrane. The record is from RefSeq and is a predicted model, not a curated record. NCBI's taxonomy places the organism in Eukaryota, Metazoa, Chordata, Actinopteri, Clupeiformes, Clupeidae.
UUCCUACUAGUGCCGCUGUCAGUGACACAAGAAGGCAGUAACCUUAAGUUGAGACUCAGAACUUGGGAAGAACAAUUUCAGAAGGGAUCGCGAUUUAUUCGUGGUCUGUAUCUACACGGAAUCCUGUUUCCAUUCUACUUUCAAUUAGAAUUCGUCAAAGGUUUGUGCAACUUCCAGCAGCAACCAUGGCUGACUCUGUUCCCCCUGACGGUGGCUUUGUGGUUGUCACUCAUGUGUACCCACAACAAGGUGCCCAAAGUGUCUCUUCACCCCAGAGCGGAGUUGUUCCACCAGCCUCCUCUCCACCAGCCUCCUCUAUGCUUGGGAAAUUCCUUAAAGGAGAACCAGCAGCUCUGGGGACAGUUCAAAUUAUGAUUGGUGUGGUUGUGUUCCUCUUCGGUAUCGUGACUGCAUUUUAUGCAUCAACAAUAUCCACUUUCUCUGGCAUCAUGUUCUGGGGAGCCAUCAUUUACAUCACUGCUGGUUCUCUCACUGUUAGAGCCAAUAAGAAGCUCAAUCAGUGUUUGGUCAAAGCAUCACUGGGGAUGAAUAUCUUCAGCACAAUAACUGCAGGGAUUGCCAUAAUUUUGUUUAGCUUGGAUUUAACCGUCAGAAUAUACCCUUAUAACACCUGUUAUGGUGAUCGCUACGACUAUAACUGCCGUAUGAACAAUGCAUUAUUAUGGAGCAGGACACAGGGAAUUGCUGGAGUGAUGCUGGUGUUGUCAUUACUGGAGUUCAUUGUCUCCAUAUGUGUAUCUGCGUUUGCAUGCAAAGCCACCUGCUCUUCUAACACUGAGCAGGUGGUAUACGUUUCAAGCCAGAUGCCCCCCUCUUUUCCCACCUCCCACCUGUCUGCACCUCCACAGAGUACACAGAUGCCUAUCUUCCAAACCAGUGUGGUUCCUCCUCUUCAUAACUGCAGUGCUGAUUUUUGCAGAAGUGGCAAAUCUGAAGAUCUGCCCCCAGAAUACACCACUACCCAAGAAUGAGUCAUGUGACUACAUCUAGAUUUACAGGGGAGGCUUUAUGUCUCAAGCAAAUGGUAACCUUGUGACUCUCUUUUGAAUAAUGUAUGUCUUCAAGAGUAAAUGUGUGCAUGUAUGCAAGUAAAGCAAUUUCCAUACACUCACUAUCAAGUGUAUGUACGUAUUUAAUUGAAACUCUAGCUAACUAGCAUGCUCCAAGUGACUUGCUUUGCAUUCCAGGGUCUCAAUCAAUCAUUGCAACUAUUGGAGGGCAUCCUAUUAGCAAUGAGAACACAUCCUAUAAAGUCACCUUUACAUAUAGGAAAUAUAUGAGCAAACACAUAGAGGAAAGCAUAAUAUGAAUGAAAGUUGUUGAUUCUUUCUGUAAUCUCUAUGCAUUGAAUAUGUGAUUAAUCGACUUUGAAUACAUUAUAUAGGCCCACAUUAUUUAUUAUUUAGACUUUGCUAAGAUGAAUAUGAAAAUGACUGAUAAUGUUGCUCUAUUGUCUGCAGCAUCAAAUCAUUGCCAUUGUAUUACACAUGUGUACUUACUUCAAUUAAAAUUAUUACAUUCAAUUAAAUAUGUGUUUCAAAUA